CUCCCUACCCAUCCCUUCCGGUUCUGAACGACAAGAAUUAUUUGCAGCUGUUGUUAGUUUUUUCGUAGAAUAUUUAUUAACUAAAAAUCAUUUUAAAAAUGGCCGUAGGCGAUCUUAAAACUGAAAAAGGUGUCAAGGAUUUAGACUCAUACCUGGUUGAUCGUAGUUAUAUCGAAGGUUAUCAACCAACUCAGGCUGAUGUUGCAGUUUUUGAAGCUUUGGGAAAAUCACCAAAUCCCGCAAAUGCACAUGUUUUGAGGUGGUACAAUCACAUCAAAUCUUAUGACUUUAAGUCACUACCAGGUGAGAAGAAGGCACCAACAAUUUUAGGAAGUAAUACCACAGCAGCUGAAAAGCCAGCGGCCGAAGAUGACGAUGUCGAUCUAUUUGGUUCUGAUGAAGAGGAAGACGAAGAGACAGUGAGAAUUCGAGAGGAGAGACUGAAGGCAUACGCCGAAAAGAAAUCCAAGAAAGCGGCAAUUAUUGCCAAAUCCAGUAUCGUUAUUGACGUAAAACCUUGGGGUGAUGAAACUAAUAUGGAAGAAAUGGAGAAAGCUGUUAGAUCCAUCGAAAUGGACGGAUUAAUUUGGGGUGCAUCAAAAUUCGUACCAGUUGGUUAUGGCAUUAGAAAGUUGCAGAUCAUGUGUGUUGUUGAGGACGACAAAGUAUCUGUAGAUUUACUUGUUGAACAAAUACAAGACUUUGAAGAUUACGUUCAAUCCGUCGACAUUGCAGCAUUCAACAAAAUUUAAACAAGUUCUUUUUUUUUACUUUUCUGUCGUAUAAAUAAAUAUUAAUGAUUGUUUGUAA
Messenger RNA from Leptopilina heterotoma, 810 nucleotides. RefSeq names its product elongation factor 1-beta' (gene eEF1beta). Gene Ontology annotation, cellular component: cytosol; eukaryotic translation elongation factor 1 complex. The coding region runs from base 99 to 752 and encodes 217 amino acids. Gene Ontology annotation, biological process: translational elongation. The record is from RefSeq and is a predicted model, not a curated record. Lineage: Eukaryota; Metazoa; Arthropoda; Insecta; Hymenoptera; Figitidae. The transcript has 3 exons. Gene Ontology annotation, molecular function: translation elongation factor activity; guanyl-nucleotide exchange factor activity.